Linnemannia hyalina is the source of this 1356-nucleotide messenger RNA. The record is from the annotation of a GenBank genome assembly. Lineage: Eukaryota; Fungi; Mortierellomycota; Mortierellomycetes; Mortierellales; Mortierellaceae.
AUGGAAACAAAACAACCCCACGACAGUCCCUCCAACACAAUCCUUGAGGUCCUCAGGACCGUGAGCGAGUUCACAGCAACGGCCAGCAACUCUCCAGGAUACGCCAAGCAAGCAGCUACUGCCGCUGAUGCCGCUUCAACUCGAUUCCUGGGGUUCGAAAACACUCCCUCGAACAUUCUCUUUGGCAAAACCGUCAUUGUGGCCUUCUUUGCCCAGUUCGCCCUCUUCUACUUAGCCUGGUGGCUCAAUCCCUCAUUCACCAAGAACCGACGGGGUCUUGCCUGGGUCCUGACAUUCUGUUCUGCCUGUUGGCUCCUGUUCACCACUUCGUCCGAACUUGGCUAUCUCCGUACGCCCCUGUGGUCGUAUCUGGGCUGGGAGCAAUCAGGAUUAUUAGGUCCGGACGGAGCAGCGACAACGGGCAACAUCUUUUCGUACUGGCUGCCAUCCUUCCAUGCCUGGGCGCUUGAACUCGGCCCCAACUCUCGAAGUAGUCUUCUUCAGGACAUGACCUUUGAGAACCUUCUCCUAUCUCUUUCAAGUGUCGAAUCGGUCAAAGUUCUGCUAUUGGAACGGUUCACGAUCAAGAUCUUGGCAGGACAGUACUUGCGCUGGCUCAUGUCGCUCCCAAUUUUCUCUCUUGCACCCCUGAACCCUCCAGGAUUUAUUUCCGAGUCUGCACCUUAUUUCCUGGGGGGCGGAGGACGGCUUCUGCUCUCCCUCGAGAACUUUCCUCGCGAGUCUGUUUGGUCUUCACUCCUGUGCGGCUACUUUGUUGCAUACUGUGCGGGUGACAUGGUCAUUGGCUGGAUGCACUACCCCGAACACAUUGACCCGGCCUCAGGAUACAUCCACCAUCUCUUUUAUACCUGGUUGAUCUGGCAAUUGGGCUGCCAUGGCCAGUUCUCCAUGUUUUUGAUCUGUGGGGGUGUCCUCGAAGUAUCGACGAUAUUCCUGGCAUCAGGAUACAUGUACCCGCACCUCCGCGAAGACUUCUGGUUCCCGUCCUCAUUCUUCCUGGUCCGGAUCGUCUUCGUCAGCCUCAUGUUGCACGAAACCGCAUUCAAUUAUGAUACACCCAAGGGAGGGUGCUUCAUCUACUUUUUGGCCUUGCUGAUGCACAUCUUUUGGUUCAACAAGUAUAUCCAGGGGCUGAGACGGCGGAUUCGAAAGGCGCAAAAGGAGCGUCAAGAGAAGAAGGAGCAGGAGCAGCAAAAGAAGAAACAGGAAUGGAAAUUGGUGGAUAGCAAUUCGGAUGGCAAGGAUGAUGGUGUGAGGAAUCCCGUGGCAACCGCAACUGCAACGGCAAACGGCACGUUCCAAUUACGGGUCAAGAAGACCAAGAAUCGCUCGUGA